Dermacentor andersoni is the source of this 915-nucleotide messenger RNA. RefSeq names its product DNA-directed RNA polymerase III subunit RPC10-like. The record is from RefSeq and is a predicted model, not a curated record. Gene Ontology annotation, molecular function: nucleic acid binding; zinc ion binding. Gene Ontology annotation, biological process: DNA-templated transcription; termination of RNA polymerase III transcription. NCBI's taxonomy places the organism in Eukaryota, Metazoa, Arthropoda, Arachnida, Ixodida, Ixodidae. Gene Ontology annotation, cellular component: RNA polymerase III complex.
AACUCAUCGCACAGCGCGCCAUGCUCCGUAAGAAAAUACUAGAGAACCAGCGACUUUAUUUUACCUCUAUGUGUUUUUUGUUGGGUGCACUUUUCAUUACCUCCAAUGUAGCCAAUCCCCUAGCGAGUACGAGCCGUAUUCUGAGGCAACAACAACCGUCCAUUUCUUGGCCUAUCCCCCAUAGUGGGUAGGAGCCACAUAUGGGGUAGGAAGAAUAACAACAACACGACGAGGAAAAGCCAAGAACCACCGACUUCUUGGACAAUCCCCCGUAUAGUGGGUAAGCGCCACAAAUGAGGAGCAAGCAACCAAGCAAGCGAAGCAAAGCAAAGCAAGCCGGCCAGCGAGCCAGCCAACCACUGCUCUGAGGAGCUGUUCCGGCUGAGGCGGAGAGGAAACGAAGGAGAAACCCCCCGAAAAAAAAUGAUUCGAUUCUGCCCAACCUGCGCGAAUAUGCUUUACGUGGACCGAGGCGAGGACGGCUUCUACUUCGCCUGCCACACCUGCCCGUUCGUGUACUACAUCAAGAGUUGCAUUCGCACCCGCGUCUACACACGGCUCAAGGACGUCGACGACGUGCUGGGAGGGGCCGCCGCCUGGGAGAACGUCGACUCGACCGAGGAGGUGUGCCCCAGGUGCGGACACAGGCGCGCCUUCUUCAUGCAGAUACAGACGCGAUCGGCAGACGAACCCAUGACCACGUUCUACAAGUGCUGCAAUCCCGAAUGCGGCCACCAGUGGAAGGAGUGAGCUGGCCCACGCUUCUCCGUCAGUCACUGCCUCGCGCCAUUUCUUCUUCUUUGGUAGCAUGGAAACGCGGAAAGUGCAGAGCAUGCACAUGCCUUGAAAGAAAUUGGAAAUAAGUUUGUGUCGAAAAGUUGUAAAAUCUAUAAAAAUCCGGCAGUGCGUCGUCAA